Messenger RNA from Penicillium mononematosum, 1077 nucleotides. Its product is annotated as Aldolase-type TIM barrel. Gene Ontology annotation, cellular component: intracellular anatomical structure. Lineage: Eukaryota; Fungi; Ascomycota; Eurotiomycetes; Eurotiales; Aspergillaceae. Gene Ontology annotation, molecular function: transaldolase activity. Gene Ontology annotation, biological process: pentose-phosphate shunt, non-oxidative branch; carbohydrate metabolic process. The coding region runs from base 1 to 1077 and encodes 358 amino acids. The transcript has 6 exons. The record is from RefSeq and is a predicted model, not a curated record.
AUGCCGACUGUAAACUUGCUGGAAUACCUUAACUCGCGAACCCAGGUGGAUAUUGACACAUACAGUGCUGAAGCUUCCAAAGAAAUUGGACACUUCCAAGAUGCAACGGGAAAUCAACUUGAGAUGCAAGCGGAGAUUGUCAAGCCCAGCAGAAGCGCCGUGCUGAAAAGAUCACUAGCGUUGGCAACCACGAUCCAUCCACAAUUUGCCAAUCUCAGCUUCGAGGAGCUUGCUGUUGAGGUGGUGGGAAUUGGACUAGCCCUCGAAGUGAUCCAAAAUGUUUAUGGGAAUGUCCAUGUUAUGAUCAAUCCAAGCUAUGCCUACAAUACUGAGGCAAUAGUUGAAAAUGCCCAACGUAAAAGGUACCCCUCAAGACCUACACCAAGAAGAGAUGUUAAUUUACGUACCCCAGGAUUGCAUCUUAUCUGCCAAAUCGUUGACCCCGACUUUGACACAUCUCGCCUGGUCACCAAGAUACCAACGACAUGGGAGGGAAUGCAAGCUGCACGCCAGCUCAAACAAAGCGGAAUAAAGACUUUGGCCACGACUCUCUUCUCAAUGGAACAGGCGAUCCUUGCGGGCGAAGCCGGCUGUAUAUCGAUUUCACCGUUUGUACAUGAGCUCAAAACCGAGACUUACAAGGGAUACAAGGACAGCAACCCAAUACUUGGUGUCUGUGUGCAAGCACAACAGUUCUAUCGUCAGAACUCUAUGCCCACACGUGUAAAAGCCUGUGUGACACUAAGCAUCGAUGAGCUGAUUAUGCUCGCCGGGGUCGACGCACUGACUAUAGCACCAGCGAUUCUGAAAGAACUCGCAGCUAUAGAGAGACCGCAAGAGGAGUUGGAGAGUAUGUCCUUGUUUGCGAAAACCGCCAAAGCCACCGAGCCUGCCAGCUACCCCUCGUAUAUCGAUUCCGAGAGUCAAUACCGGGUUCAGUUCGCUGCAAGUGAGGGUGGAAAGGCGCAGUUUAAGACAGCACAGGCAAUUGCUCUGUUUUGUGAUGCUCAAACCGCGGUGGAGUUGUACGUCAAGUCUCAAUUGGAGGUCUCUUCUUACACUCCGAUCACUUUAUAA